Molecule: messenger RNA, 2856 nt
Organism: Seminavis robusta
Lineage: Eukaryota; Bacillariophyta; Bacillariophyceae; Naviculales; Naviculaceae
Source: the annotation of a GenBank genome assembly
AUGCCAGCCAGCAACGACAACAGCAAUAACGUCCCAACCGACUCCGCCAGCCUUGGGAGUGGCACUGCUCCCUCUUCUGAACGUCCUUUCGACAGCUUGAAAGCUUCCUUCCGAGCGUCGGAUGUCCCUUUCGGUAACGAUGACUUUGACAAAGACGCCGAUGCCGACGACUUUGACAAGGGGUCCGACAAGGACAAGGAAGAAGAAGUAGACGACGUCGAUCUGGAGGAGGUCGAGCUCAAUGCCUGGGAUAAUAACAGUACCAGCUGGGAAGGCGAAGAGGAUGCCAGUCUCAGUACCAACCCUGGAAGAGAAGGAGCCAUUCGUGAAGGCUUGUAUGGUUUGAUUGAGGAAAAAAUCCAAAAUGGAAUUUUCCAAUACAUCUUGGCUACACUUGCUGCUGUCUGGAACAUCAUUGUGAAGAGGUGCAGAGGUGGCACAAGUGAGGAUGACGCCGCUGGUAUGGCCAUGGAUGUAGCGGAUGCAGCAAACCCAAUCAACCCUAACAACCUAGGCUCCUCUCAGGUGGGUCAAGGUGGAGCCGGUGGAGGAGGAGGAACCGGGGGUGCUGGUGGUGGAGCCAGUAGUGCUAGUGCCUCGAGUGCCAGUGCUGGUGGUGCGUCCGGUGCUGGAGCAGCCCAGGCCACUGCUGUGGUUGGGCAAAUGGCUACCCAAGCCGCUGUCAGUGCAGCUGGAGCAUCCACUGCUGCAGCUUCAACCGCAGCUGCUGCCAGUGCCACCAUUGCAACCACAGUUGCAACUGCUGUAGCCUCUGCUAGCGUGGCAGCUCAAGUUGGGGUGACUAUUGGUGUUGCCGCUGUAACAGUAGCAGCAGUGAGUACUGGUAUGGGUGUCGCUCCUACAAGCAACACCACCACUGCUGUCGUGAAGUUGGAUGCAUUUGUGCCCCCAACCUGUUCGCUGUCCGCUGAACUCAAGCAAGGUAUUGUGGAAUUGAAGAUCCAAGGCAUGCCAGAGGAUGCCCUGCCAGAGCAUAAGGACAGCUUAGAAGGCAUCUUUCGAGAUCUCUACAACAAUAUUACUGGCAUGUGCUUGGACCCAUAUUCACGGGUAUUGCAUAGUGCCGAACUCCAAGGUGGUACCACCAACAGCAGUGCAACUUUGGAACAAGCCGAUGGUACUACUCCCACAGCAAGUAAUGGCAGCAGCAUUGUUCCCAGCUUGUCUAGGCGUAGCCUGCAGCUGAAAACCAACAUCGACGCAUCCCAGUUCUUUCCUUUGUUUGCUGCCUCAUUUGGUUACAAUGUUGAGCCAGUGUUGUUUGAGGCAGAUUCAACAGAUGGACCAGAGCAGACAGCAAGAAGAGGAACGAUGCAGGUCGUUUUUGCCACUACUAAGGCCGCCUUGCCAGGAGGGGGUGUGGGAGAUCAGCAAAAUGCAGUUGUUCUCUCCAUUGGUCAAGAUGUGAUACAGCCUUAUGUUGAGACAGUGGAAGAGAACGAAGGGACUAUUAUGACUCCAUUCAUAUCUGACGAGUUGUCAUCGCUCUCACAGUGUGUCUCUGCGGCUGAGGAUCAAGAACUUCCCAAGGACAAUGAUGAGUUGUGCAAGCAGCUACAACAGCUUAUUGCUGCCAAGGACAACGGAGAUGGAGCAGCCAUUGACCCUGAUGUCUUGGUCGCAUGUCUUCAGACCCCAACUGUCCCAGCCUGUCAAGAAGUAUUGGCCACCGCCAUUGACUCAGUUAGCAGCAAUGAACCACCCUCUACUGAGAGUGUUGCUGCAGGUACUGAACAAAACGGUAGUCAAGAGGGUGGUAGUAUUGAGCCACCCUCUACUGAGAUUGUUUCCGGCAGCACAGAGGGUGGCGAUUCAUCCUUUGAUAUCGAUUCUGGUACUGGACAGGAAGCAGACGAAGAGGAUGUCACCGACGCCGCAGGCAGAGAUGAAGACACAUCUGGAAGCAGUCCCGUGGUCAACAGUGGUAUUGGCAAUAAUGCUGCAGGUACUGAAGAAGACGGUAGUCAACUGGGUGGCAGUAAUGAACCACACUCCAGUGAAAGUGUUUUGGGCUACACCGAGGAUGGUGAUUCUUCUCUUGAUACUGAUUCUGGGACCGGACAGGGAGUGGGUGGAGAGGAUGUAACUGGCACCGCAGGUAGAGACGAAGACACAUCUGGAAGCAGUCCCAUGGUCAAUAAUGAUAACUUUGCUACAGGUACUGAAGAAGAUGGUAGUCAAGUGGGUGGUAGUGGCACCGGAAAUGGAAAUGGGGAGGAAUCGGGAAGCAGUCCCGCAGAAAAUGGCCAUGGGGAUGACACAGAUGCGAUGUCUGCCCUGAAUGGCAACACUGUGGGGAUUUUGCCAGCUACCUCUGUGCUGGCUCCUAAUGCCCCCACUAGCAGCAUGGGACAAAGUCCUUCUGGAUCAGAAGGCAAUUCUCCAGAUGGCAUUCAGCCGUCUCCUCAAGUGCCCUCGAGUCAAGCAGGAGCCCCAGGGCCAGGGCCCACUCCAAAUGGUCAAGGUGAGCUUGGAUUUUCUGGCACAAGUGGGUCUGGACCCUCAACAGUCACAGGCUUUGGUGGCAAUUCUCCAGAUGCAACAGCUAGUCAUCUACAUGCCCCAAAUGCUCCUGCUUCUCAUCCACAAGAUGAGGCCACCAAUGGAAUGCCUGCUAAUCCAGGAGAGAUGUUGACUCAAGUGAGCCCUGUGGGCGUUGGAGCAGCUGCCCCUUCUGGUCCAAGUGCUUCAAAAGCAUCUGGCCCCAGUGGACUUGACAACACUGUGGCUAUGUCCAAGUUACAGUUCUACUACCGGAGAAGUCCCAGCAUUGGCGUUACCAAACGCUUCACCCAGUUUUUUGGCAAUGCCCUCCAAAAUCAGUCAAUCAAGUGA